Bolinopsis microptera is the source of this 3501-nucleotide messenger RNA. Its product is annotated as trafficking protein particle complex subunit 8-like. The transcript has 24 exons. Gene Ontology annotation, cellular component: TRAPPIII protein complex. Lineage: Eukaryota; Metazoa; Ctenophora; Tentaculata; Lobata; Bolinopsidae. Gene Ontology annotation, molecular function: protein binding. The record is from RefSeq and is a predicted model, not a curated record. Bases 3 to 3062 code for a protein of 1019 amino acids.
CCAUGCUAACUGAGCAAAAAGGUAAGCACUGCGGAGAGAACCUAACUAUAGCGGACCAGGCAGCUAUUAGGGUAUGUAUUAACGACUUUGUAGUGCGAGGACUGCUUCCUUUCAACGAGCGGAGGAUGAGAGCCCUUAACGAGGCGCUGAAUACAAGACGAGGAUUACGGGGUACCUUCUUCUCCGCAACUAAGAAACUGUUUAGUCCAGGACCUAAACCAGGGGUGUCUGGUAAAGUACCAGCAAAUCCUGGGUAUCUGACGGACUCGCCGGAGAUACUGCUACGUAGAUUAGGUGACAUAUCCUUCCUCCUGCAGCAUUAUACCAUGGCUUAUAGCUCAUACCAUCAAGUUAAGAGGGACUUUCAGAACGAUCAAGCUUACAACCAUUAUGCUGCAGCCCUGGAAAUGACGUCACUUUCUUUGUUUAUGGGCAGUGGAGUGAGGAGAGAGCCACAUCCGUACUACGAUGAAUGUAUCAACGUUUAUCUUAACCUUUGCAAAUCCCCGCUGUACGCAAUGAGAGCAACACUAGUGCACUGUGAGUGUUUGAUAUCCCGUGGUUAUUACCUCUCAGCUGCUGCUUGGUUUAUUAAGAUGGCUAAUGACGAAAAUGAUCUGAACAGUGGACUUCUACUUGAACAGGGCGCACAUUGCUACGUCAGAGUGGACCCUCCCUCUCUCAGGAAAUACGCCUUCCACUUAGUGUUAGCAGGACAUCGUUACAGCAAGGUGGGACAGAGGAAACACGCUCUCAGAUGUUACAAGAACGCCGGGGACAUCUUCAAGGGUAAAGGGUGGUCGCUGGCAGAGAACCACAUAGGUUUCACAAUUGGGAAACUAUCAUACUACGUGCGGGAUAUAGACGGCGCAUACGACGCAUAUCAAAGUCUUCUAACUUACAAUAAUGAUUGUGUGCAUGUAAUGCACUCCCAAAUACUCUUCCAGAAGGGUAUACAGGACUUCGUAUCAGUGGUUCAGAUCUACCUGCAGUCCCAGCCCCCCAGCACCACUGUGGAACUACCUAUACCCAUAGUGGAUAACAAUAACAUCCACUUGUCCUUGUUCGGGGAGAAGAUGUCAGGGAUGGUGAAGGAGACCCCUGAUUUUGACAAAGCUAAAAGACAGGGAGAGUUAGAGCUUGAAGACGUUGCUCACGGACUCAUGAGUGAGGGGCGGGUUUCCUUUUUCAAACCUAGCCAGACAGUGUUUAGUGGCGAUACCCUCAACACCUUCAGACCUAUUUGUGCUAUUAACGAGACGGUGACGGUGCUGAUUCCAGUGAAGAACCCUCUCCAAGUACCCCUCACCUUAUCUAACAUAUCUUUACACUGUCUGCACUCCCCAAGGGACCCCAACCAUCCUAUCAAACUAAUUAAAGCACCUUCAAGAGGCUCCUCACCUGACAUGUCCUACAAAAGCAAACUAAAGACUGCUUCUAAAGAUCAGGUAGAAACGUCAGAGCUAGCUCGGUUGGUACUAGGUCCUGAGGAGGAGGUUAUAAUAUCCCUGUCUGUUACCCCGCUAGUUGAAGGGAACUUGAGUAUAGCCAGCCUUGUUUACCAUCUGGUAUCUACUAAAGCACUGGACAAGCAAGCUCCUGAUGGCAGCAAAGAGAGUGUGAUGGAGAACAUGAUUCCAGGGAAGAUAAACCUGUGUCCGAGAGGACCCCGGUUAAACCAAACUAAGGAUCAGCGUGUUGGUCAGGUGUACGGUAUUGACAACAGACUCAAUAUGCUAGUGACGUCUCCACUCCCAAGACUUGAGCUGGAAACUUCCUCCCUCCCAACUCACCUGUUUUGCGGGGAGGUGAAGUGUGCAGUGAUAGAGGCCACCAACACCGGGGCUACUCCUCUCACUAAACUCUGUCUUGCUACUUCUCGUCCCUGCUCUCUCGGAGAGGUGCGACUGUCGCCGUUUCAACCUGUGGUUCACCCACGAGGCGGGCAGUUUUGUCACGUGAUAGAUCCCUCGCAUCAUGCUCCUCGAGCUGCUGUCGUUAAUCUCCCUGACGGUCAACUCAACCCCGGUCAAACGGCUUACAUAGCUGUGUGGGUUUAUGGAGGGGAGGAGGCGGAGAAAUACGAUUUAGUUACUCUGUUAUACUACACUCCUUCCACAGAUAUUCCUGGUGUAACUCACCGGGCAGUGAGCACAGAAACGAAGGUCAACAUCAGUGUGAGCGUGACGGUAGAAUCGCGAGUUUGUAACGUUACUCCGACGUCCCACAACAAAUUACAGCUGCUGGGUUCUGUUAUCGUUAACAAUGUGGGAUAUUAUUCGCUCAGUCUACAAGAUCUUCAUGUGACCCAGCUGAGUUUGGUGAGCAACCGUUGGAUCAUGAAUAGCUUGGAGUCUAACAUUCCAUUAGUUGUGUAUCCAGGUGCAAGUAUCAACAUUCCAUUUAGAGCUGAACUUUCUCCCAAGGAAUCUGCUUACUUUUCUAGUGUCAGUUUGGGAGGUGGACCGCUAGUAGACACCUCAGCUAAUCACGUGCUAGAUCUGUACAGGAGAUCACAGGCCUGCCUUGAGGCGAACAAAACCUCCGCAGACAGUCCAUCUCCCCACUAUAACAUGGGAAUGUUAGUGUUCUGGGAGGGCAGUGUCUCUGAGGAGGGGAACAAGUCUAGAAUACUCCAUGCUCAAAACCACACCGCUCUACAGGCUUCUCUCCUUCCACAACCUCAACAGUUACUAAGUUUGGGUCUGAGUUACCAGGAAACUUGGUCAGCAGAUUUCAAGACGGCACCUCUCCUGCCGGUACCGGUAACACUGCACAUUACAAACUGUUACAACACCUCACUUACUGUUAUGGUUACUGCUAAUACCACUGCUGGCAGGCCGGCUCCACCAAAGGACACACUCCCCUUCAUGUGGUCGGGCGUGGUCCGUCACAAGAUAGAGAUACCUGAUCACGUGACGAGAUCAGUAAACUUGACCGCUGUCUUCUCUACACCCGGAGUAUACAAUAUUAACCAGUUGUCUGUGUGUGUUUCCAGGGAUACUGGCCCUCUUCCUCAACUCCUGGAUUCUACUUCUCUUCUUAGAGUGGACGCACUCUGAUUCAAUUUGUUAAUUGCUCAGUUUAUUAGUAGAUUAAUUGUUCGAAAUGAAACUAUGUGAGUUUAUAUUGCCAAAUGCCAAUAGUAAAUUUAUGGAUUUCAGCUUGAUUAAAGUUUAAACUUUUGAGUUAUUGUGUUUACUGCUGGCUCAGGGAAAUUCUCACCAAUAACCAUUUCUGUAUUGACUAUAUGCUGUAUUGACUAUAUACUCUAUACUAUAUAGUAGCAGUAUUAGAAGUAGAGUACUCUAGUAAUAUAAUCAUUAUUAUUAGAAGCUAAUUCUGUAAAUGUCAGUUUUAAUAUUUUGUUGGACCUGGGAAAACUUUUAACGAUUUAAUGUGAUAAAUUAGAGACGAAAUUAAGAUUUGUAAAAUGUAUCACUAAUUGCUCCUGUGAUGUUGAACAACUUCAAAAUAAGUUUAUUUAUUUGCAGAGAUAUG